GACGUCUUAAAAAAAUAAAAGCUGCAUAAUAAAACAACCCUAUUUAAAGUAAGAGCCCAGAGUCAGAUAUUCAAACGUGUUUUCAUUUUGUUGUCACGAUCACCGUUUAAACAUAUAAACCAUUUUUUUUAUUAUUAUUUUUGUGAUCGAUAAACUGGUCUCCGUGAUUUUGAAUAUAUUGGUCAAAGGGCACCACCAAUGGCGUACGUUUCGAGAUCUGCGUUUAGAAAACAGGCACUGUUGAUACCGUUCAUGAAUGCUGUUAGAGGAAUGUCUUCAUCAGGAGGGCCAACACCUCCCUUUACAACCCUGUCCGUCACCCAUCCAGCUAAGGCCAUCACUCAUGUCGAGCUCACCCGCCCAGAGAAACGCAAUGCAAUGAACAAGGCAUUCUGGCUUGAGAUGGUUGACUGCUUCAAUCAGAUAGCCCAGGACUCAGAAUGUCGUGUUGUGGUUUUCUCAGGUGCUGGAAAGCUCUUCACAUCAGGCAUUGAUCUCAUGAGUAUGGCCAGUGAUAUUCUUCAGCCUGAAGGUGAUGACACAGCGAGGAUAUCAUGGAACGUGCGGCACAUCAUAGCUCAGUACCAAGAGUCCUUCACUGUUAUCGAAAAGUGUCCAAAACCCGUGAUUGUGGCCAUCCAUGGAGGGUGUAUAGGAGGAGGCGUAGACUUAAUCACGGCAUGUGAUAUACGACUGUGUACGCAAGAUGCCUGGUUUCAAGUCAAGGAGGUUGACAUUGGUUUGGCAGCUGAUGUUGGGACUUUGCAGCGUCUCCCCAGUGUGAUUGGAAGUCGAAGUUUAGUGAAUGAGUUGGCAUUCACUGCAAGAAAGAUGUACGCUGAUGAAGCCAAGAGCUGUGGACUGGUCAGUCGUGUUUUCCCAGAUAAAGAGACUAUGAUGGCCGGAGCUCUGGAGAUGGCAGGAGAUAUCGCCACCAAAAGUCCUGUAGCAGUCCAAGGAACUAAAAUCAAUCUUAUUUACUCCAGAGACCACAGUGUUCCAGAAGCCCUGAAUUACAUAAACACAUGGAAUAUGAGCAUGCUUCAAACCCAAGAUUUAAUGAAGUCAGCUCAGGCAGCGAUGGAGAAAAAAAACCUCAAAGAAGUUACUUUCUCAAAGCUCUGAGAGGCUACACACCCUUACUAUCAAAUAACACCUUCUUUAGUGAAUUUGCUAAUUUAAACAACAUGAUUUUUACAUCUUAAGUGAAACGUGCUAUUGUGUAUUUGUUUUGUUUUCGCAUUCAGUGCCUUAAUGGUGGUUCGUGUCAAAUAAAUAACCAAAAAAUCCUGUUGAACACGUUCAGUGCUGAAUAUGGUAAAAACAAAAAACCUUAAGAUGAAAUAGAGGUGAAUGGUUGAAUGAAUUUUUUUGAUUCCACAGUGACUUAUGUUGUGCAUUACAUGAAAUGUGCAAUUUGUAUCUCAAUAAAACAACUAAUGCUAAAAUAA
Puntigrus tetrazona (Sumatra barb) is the source of this 1451-nucleotide messenger RNA. It is a transcript of the gene ech1, whose product is annotated as enoyl CoA hydratase 1, peroxisomal. Lineage: Eukaryota; Metazoa; Chordata; Actinopteri; Cypriniformes; Cyprinidae. Gene Ontology annotation, cellular component: mitochondrion. The transcript is spliced from 10 exons. Gene Ontology annotation, molecular function: delta(3,5)-delta(2,4)-dienoyl-CoA isomerase activity. Bases 199 to 1125 code for a protein of 308 amino acids. The record is from RefSeq and is a predicted model, not a curated record.